AUGGGUGUCCUCAUCCUUCCAAUGCCACCUAUGACUAUAGAAGAAGUAAUUCCGCGGACAAAGAAAUGGUGGCCACCUUGGGAUUCAAGGAAGCAAUUGAGCAGCAUUUAUUGUGAAACCAGUGGAGUAGCUCAAACUUGUGAUAGACUUGGGAAGAUUCUAGCUGAUGCAGGUGGAGUGCUUACAUCUAAACUGCAGGAAGACAUUAUUCGAUAUUGUCGUGGGUUAAAUCUUGUGUGGAUUGGCAAAUUCAAACUGGAAAACAUGGCUAAUGAGCAAAUGAAGCCUAUUGCCACCCUUCUUUUGGGGUUGAACUUCUGCAUGUAUGCCAUAGUUUUGGGCAUUGGUGGAUGGGCCAUGAACAGAGCAAUAGAUAAUGGUUUUAUUAUAGGUCCAGAACUAAAACUGCCAGCACACUUUUCACCCUUAUUCUUCCCAAUGGGAAAUGCUUCCACUGGAUUCUUUGUAACAUUUGCUUUGCUUGCUGGAGUGGUUGGUGCUGCAUCAGCAAUAUCAGGAAUCAACCAUAUCCGGUCGUGGACUGCUGAGAGCUUGCCUUCUGCAGCUUCAGCUGCUGCCAUGGCUUGGACUCUUACACUCCUAGCCAUGGGAUUUGCCUGGAAAGAGAUUGAGCUUCGUGUCAGAAAUGCACGUCUGAAAACAAUGGAGUCUUUUAUAAUUAUACUUUCAGCUACACAGCUUUUCUACAUAAUAGCUAUUCAUGGUGCUGCUGCAUAUAGAAGAUAA
Messenger RNA from Sphenostylis stenocarpa, 747 nucleotides. NCBI's taxonomy places the organism in Eukaryota, Viridiplantae, Streptophyta, Magnoliopsida, Fabales, Fabaceae. The record is from the annotation of a GenBank genome assembly.